Messenger RNA from Penicillium cataractarum, 1002 nucleotides. Its product is annotated as MIP transporter. The coding region runs from base 1 to 1002 and encodes 333 amino acids. Lineage: Eukaryota; Fungi; Ascomycota; Eurotiomycetes; Eurotiales; Aspergillaceae. The transcript has 4 exons. Gene Ontology annotation, cellular component: plasma membrane. Gene Ontology annotation, biological process: transmembrane transport. Gene Ontology annotation, molecular function: water channel activity. The record is from RefSeq and is a predicted model, not a curated record.
AUGACCCUCUCUCCUGAGCAGGCCCGACACAUUUAUCAAUCAGACCUAGAGCAUCAAUCAAUUCACGAGACGUCGCAACUCAAACCCGUGAUUCAACCAUUCGCCGGAAGAAUUGGCGGUAAUCAGGAAAUAGUCGUCGAUCGCAGCGAUCCCCAAAAUGCAGCUUUGCUCAAAAAAUUUCCCGACGCGGCUCCUCUUAUGUCGUUUCGCGAAGGAGCAAAAUUGCGCGGCUUUUGGGAUCUGGAUUUGUGGCGAUUCGGUUUCAUUGAGAUGAUAGGUACCAUGCUACUAGUCUUUGUGACGGCCUGGAUCUCUGUGCGUCCAACUAUGUCUUCUAAUACCGUGCCAUCCUCGGCAUCAGGUAUUUUCUCUACGACGGCUUUCCUCGGUCCCCUGUUCGGGGGAAUUAUUAAUUGGUUCUUUUUGACUUUAUUCAUCUUCACCUUCUCUAACGUCAGUGGUAGCCACCUCAACCCAGCUAUUUCAAUUGCAACUUUCUUGGCGCGUCUUAUUUCAUUCCCACGAAUGGCUAUUUAUGUGCUCUGCCAGUCAAUCGGUGGGGCUAUAGCGGGGUUUACUCUCCGUAAGGCAUACGGAGCUAGUGACUUUACAUGUGGAGGCUGCGUAAUCGAUCAAUCGAUGGUCCCUAUGGAUGAAGCGUUUCUUUUGGAAUUCAUGUUUAGCUUGAUUCUAAUCUUCCUGUCCUUUGGAGUCGGGCUAGACCCCCGUCAAGGGAAAAUAUAUGGGCCUGCUUUGUCGCCUUUUUUGGUCGGAAUGGUGCUUGGAACGUUGAGCUUGGCAUCCGCGUUCGUGCGAAGUGGGUUUGCUGGUGCUUGCAAUCAUCUCACAUUCGCUUCGGCAGCUAUGAAUCCUGCUCGGUGUUUCGGUGUCUUCGUGGCUACGUCAUUUCCGACUUAUCACUGGAUACAUUGGGUCGGGCCAAUUGUUGCAUCCGUGGCGCAUGGAAUUGUCUACUAUGUGGCACCUCCUUGGGGACAUUGA